CACGGCGCCCUUUGUAAGCUUCCCAUUGGCGUAUCCCUGGACUGGGCCCGAACUUUCGCUUGUCAUUGGCGUUCGGACAGGAAGCGUGGCUCUGGGGCUGAAGCCUUACGCUCUGCCCUUACCCUCUCUCUCUCUCGCUCUGUUUCUAUCUCUCUCUCCCUCUCUCUCACCCCCCUUUUCCCUCCCUCCCUCCCCCUCUCUGUCUACUUUAUUCCCAAGCAGGACCGUGUGAUUGUAUGUGUGUGUGUGUGUAUUGAAUGUGCGGCUCCACUGGGCUUGAACGGUGCGAUGAUAAAAGACGCCUCUGCGGUAGGCUACACACCUAUCCGAGAGCGAAAUCGCCAAGAAACAUCCUGAGGACGGUCCUCCGUUGACCUUUAACCGUUUGGAGCACAAGCUGAAGUGUCAGCAGUAUCAUGUCCAGGCCAUUAGGGAGCGGCGUGAACGAUGUCACCCGCUUCCUCACGUCGGGGGUGGUUCCGAGUUCCCCCACCGCCAAAUCGCCCAUGUUGUCCGCCGCCGGCCAGGCCGACUGGGCGGCCAAACGUCUGGUGUGGGUGCCGUCAGAGAAGCAUGGCUUUGAGUCGGCCAGCAUCAAGGAGGAGCGCGGCGACGAGGUGGAGGUGGAGCUGAGCGACAGCAUGAGGCUGCUGACGCUCUCCAGGGAGGAGGUGCAGCGGAUGAACCCGCCGCGCUUCAGCAAAGUGGAGGACAUGGCCGACCUCACCUGCCUCAACGAAGCCUCCGUGCUGCACAACCUGAGGGACAGAUACUACUCGGGCUUGAUUUAUACAUAUUCCGGGCUCUUCUGCGUGGUGGUCAACCCCUAUAAGAACCUGCCCAUCUACACAGAGUCUAUCGUGGAGAUGUAUCGGGGCAAAAAGCGCCACGAGAUGCCGCCGCACAUUUACGCCAUAUCGGAGGCGGCGUAUCGGAGCAUGCUGCAAGACCGAGAGGAUCAGUCAAUCCUGUGCACGGGCGAGUCGGGCGCCGGCAAAACGGAAAACACAAAGAAAGUCAUUCAGUACCUGGCUCAUGUGGCUUCCUCUCACAAGGGUGCUACCGCCAUCAGGAGCAAAGACGCCUUACAGCUGGAUGGCGCUCGCUCAUUAACCAGGGGCACCACUUUGGUCAACAAGGGCGAGCUGGAGAGACAGCUGCUGCAAGCCAACCCCAUACUGGAGGCCUUUGGCAACGCAAAAACCACCAAGAAUGACAAUUCCUCAAGAUUUGGUAAAUUCAUCCGCAUUAAUUUUGAUGUGGCGGGCUACAUUGUCGGUGCCAACAUUGAGACCUACCUGCUGGAAAAGUCCCGGGCCACCCGUCAGGCUAAGGAUGAGCGGACGUUCCACAUCUUUUACCAGAUGUUGCAUGGAGCUUCUGAGGCGAUGAAAUCGGACCUGCUCUUAGGAACCGCCGACGAGUACCGCUUUCUCAGCGGAGGUACCAUCACAGUCCCCGGUCAGAGCGAUGCCGAGAACUUCACCCAGACUAUGGACUCCAUGGCCAUAAUGGGCUUCAACCCCGAGGAGCUGAUGUCCAUGCUGAAGGUGACAUCCGCCGUGCUCCAGUUCGGGAACAUUUCCUUCACAAAGGAGAAGAACCACGAUCAGGCGUCCAUGCCCGACAACACGGCGGCUCAGAAACUCUGCCACCUGCUGGGCAUCAACGUAAUGGAGUUCACCCGAGCCAUCCUCACGCCCAGGAUCAAAGUGGGGCGGGAGUACGUUCAGAAGGCCCAAACGAAAGAACAGGCUGACUUUGCCGUGGAGGCCCUGGCCAAGGCAACAUACGAGCGCCUGUUCAGGUGGUUGGUGCACCGAAUCAACAGAGCGCUGGACCGCAGGCAGAGACAGGGAGCCUCCUUCAUCGGCAUCCUGGACAUCGCCGGAUUCGAGAUCUUCCUGCUGAACUCCUUCGAGCAGCUCUGCAUCAACUACACCAACGAGAAGCUGCAGCAGCUCUUCAACCACACCAUGUUCAUCCUGGAGCAAGAGGAGUACCAGCGAGAAGGCAUCGAGUGGAACUUUAUCGACUUUGGCCUCGACCUGCAACCGUGCAUCGAUCUCAUUGAAAGACCGGUCCAACCUCCGGGUGUUCUGGCUCUGCUGGACGAAGAGUGCUGGUUCCCUCGAGCCACGGACCAGUCGUUUGUGGAAAAGCUGACCAGUCAGCAAGGCAACCACCCCAAAUUCUUCAAAUCCAAGCAGCCGCGCGGCGAGGCCGACUUUUCCAUCAUCCACUACGCCGGCAAGGUUGACUACAAGGCCAACGAUUGGUUGGUCAAGAACAUGGAUCCCCUGAACGACAACGUGGCGUCCCUCCUCCACCAGUCGUCCGACCAUUUUGUCUCCGAGUUGUGGAAGGAGGAUAUUCAAACUCUACCUCGUGUCUACUUCUUUGACUCCUACACCACACUGCAGGCAAAUGGCUCCGACAUGGACCGCAUCAUCGGUCUUGACCAGGUGUCGUCAUCAGGCGAGAACAGCGGGCAGGUUGCGUUUGGCGCAUCGGGGCUGAAGACCAAGAAGGGAAUGUUCCGGACCGUGGGCCAGCUGUACAAAGAGUCGCUGGCCAAGCUGAUGGCCACGCUGAGGAACACCAACCCCAACUUCCUGCGCUGCAUCAUUCCCAACCACGAGAAGAGGGCUGGCAAGCUGGCACCGCACUUAGUUUUGGACCAGCUGAGGUGCAACGGGGUCCUGGAGGGCAUCCGCAUCUGCCGACAAGGCUUCCCGAACCGCAUCCCCUUCCAGGAGUUCAGACAGAGAUACGAGAUUCUGACUCCCAACGCUAUCCCUCGCACCUUCAUGGACGGAAAACAGGCGUCGGAACUCAUGAUCAAAGCCUUGGAGCUGGAUCCCAACCUGUUCCGGGUGGGCCAAAGCAAAGUGUUCUUCCGAGCCGGCGUGCUGGCGCACCUGGAGGAGGAGCGGGACUUAAAAAUCACAGACACCAUCAUACGCUUCCAAAGUGCUGCCAGAGGCUACCUCGCACGCAAAGCCUUCAUGAAGAAGCAGCAGCAGCUGAGCGCUCUGCGGGUGAUGCAGAGGAACUGUCACGCUUACCUCAUCCUCAAGAACUGGCAAUGGUGGCGGCUUUUCACAAAGGUGAAACCGCUGCUGCAAGUGACGCGGCAGGAUGAGGAAAUCCAGAUCCGAGAAUCGGAGCUGCUCAAGACCAAGGAAAGACUUGCCCGAGUGGAGCAGGACUUCACCGACCUGGACAAGAAACACACCGUGCUGAUAGAGGAGAAGGCGGUGCUGGCCGACCAGCUGCAGGCGGAGGCGGAGCUUUUUGCCGAGGCCGAGGAGAUGCGGUCCAGGCUGGCCAGUCGCAAGCAGGAGCUGGAGGACGUGCUCACCGAGCUGGAGAGCCGCUUGGAGGAGGAGGAGGAGAGGGGCCUUCAGAUGAGCAACGAGAAGAAGAAAAUGCAGCAGAAUAUUCAGGACCUGGAGGAGCAGCUAGAAGAGGAAGAAAGCGCCAGGCAGCGCCUCUUGCUGGAGAAGGUCUCCCUGGAGACCAAAGUCAAAAGUCUGGAGAGCGACCUUCUGACGGCGGCGGAGCAGAGAGAUCGCCUGGGCAAGGAGAAGAGACAGCUGGAGGAGCGCCUGGCCGAGGUGACCGACAACCUCACCGAAGAGGAGGAGAAGAGCAAGAGUCUGAAUAAGCUCAAGAACAAACAGGAGGCCAUCAUCGCCGACCUCGAAGAUCGCCUCAAGCGCGAGGAGCAGGGGCACCAGGAACAGGAAAAGUGGAAGAGGCGGAUGGAGACGGAGGCAAUCGAGGCGCAGGAGCAGCUGUCUGACCUGAGCCUCGUCUCCGGCGAGCUGAAGGGCAGCCUGUCCCAGAAGGAAAAAGAAAUCACCGCGCUGCAGAGCCGGUUGGAGGAGGAGGUGGCACGGCGCUCGGAAGCGCAGAGGUCGCUGAGGGAAGCCAUGUCGCAGGUGUCGGAGCUGAAGGAGGAAGUGGAGAACGAGCGAGGCAUGCGGGAGCGGGCCGAGAAACAGAGGCGGGACCUCGGGGAGGAGCUGGAGGCCUUGCGGACCGAGCUGGAGGACACCCUGGACACCACCGCCGCCCAGCAGGAGCUCAGGUCCCGUCGGGAGGUGGAGUUAAACGACCUCCAGCGCUGCGUGGAAGAUGAGACGCGGCGCCACGAGGCCCAGCUGUCGGAGCUCCGGAUCAAGCACAGCGCCGCCGUAGACAAUCUGCAGGAGCAGCUGGACAACAGCAAGAGGGCGCGCCAGUCGUUGGAGAAGGCCAAGAUGGUGCUGGAGGAAGAGAAGCAGAGUUUGAGCGCCGAGCUGAAGGGCCUCCAGGCCAGCCGCACCGAGAGCGACCGAGGACGCAAGAGGGCCGAGAGUCAGCUGCAGGAGCUCACCAUGCGCCUCACCCAGGCCGACCAGGAGAGGGAGGAAAGGGAGGAGCGAGUGCACAAGCUGCAGAAUGAAAUUGAGUCGCUCUCCAGCAAUUUGUCAUCCUUUGACAGCAAAUCCCUCCGUCUGUCCAAAGAAGUCAACAGUCUGGAGAGCCAGCUUCAUGACUCGCAGGAGCUCUUGCAGGAGGAGACCCGCCAGAAGUUGGCCCUGGCCGCCAGGGUGCGAGCGCUGGAGGACGAGAGGAACGCACUGACGGAGAGACUGGAGGAGGAAGAGGAGAAAGCCAGGGAGCAUUGCCGGCAGAUUCAGACUCACACUCAGCAGCUGUCCGAGAUGCGCAAGCACUCUGAGGAGGUGAACACGGCGGUGGAGAGCGGCGAGGAGACCCGCAGGAAGCUCCAGAGGGAGCUGGACGCCGCCGUCCAGAGAGAGAAACAGCGUGAGGAGGAGAAGGAGCGCGUGGAGAGGCAGCGCGAGCGCCUGCGGGAGGAGAUCGAGGACAUGACUCUGGCCCUGCAGCGGGAGAGGCAGAACUGCACGGCGCUGGAGAAGAGGCAGAAGAAGUUCGACCAGUGUCUGGCCGAGGAGAAGGCGGUGAGCGCUCGCCUGGCUGAGGAGAAGGACCGAGCGGAAGCUGACAGUCGAGACAAGGAGACGCGCUAUCUCGCGUUGUCCAGGGCGCUGCAGGAGGCCCAGGACCAGCGGGAGGAGCUGGAGCGAUCCAACAAGCAGCUUCGCCUGGAAAUGGAGCAGCUCGUCAACCAGCAGGACGACGUGGGAAAGAACGUCCACGAGCUGGAGAGGACCCGCAGGGCUCUGGAGGCGGAGGCCGAAAGCCUCCGUACCCAGACGCAGGAUCUGGAGGAGGAGCUGACGGAGGCGGAGAACUCCAGGCUCAGGCUGGAGGUCACCCUGCAGGCGCUCAAGGCUCAGUUCGAGAGGGAGAUCAGCAGCAGUGAGGAGAAGGGCGAGGAGAAGAGGAGGGCCCUCAGCAAGCAGGUGAGGGAGCUGGAGAUCCAGCUGGAGGAGGAGCGCAGUCAGCGCUCGCAGGCCGUGCUCACCAAGAAGCAGCUGGAAGCCGAGCUGCAGGAUUCCGAGGCUCAGGUGGAAACCUCCAGCCGCAGCAAGGAGGAAGCCGUCAAGCAUCUGCGCAAGCUGCAGAGUCAACUCAAGGAGGCGCUGCGAGAGCUGGAUGAGGCCAAGAUCACGCGAGACGAGGUCAUCGCGCAGUCCAAAGACAACGAUAAGAAAAUCCAAACGCUGGAGGCCGAAGUCCUGCAGCUCACAGAGGAGCUGUCCGUAUCCGACCGGCAGAGAAGGCAGGCUCAGCAAGAGCGAGACGAAAUGGCCGACGACAUGGUCAACAACAGCUCCGGAAAGUCGGUGCUAUUUGAAGAGAAGCGCCGGUUGGAGAUGCGAGUCAGCCAACUGGAGGAGGAGCUGGAGGAGGAGCAGACCAACGCCGAGCUCCUGUCGGAGAGACAAAGAAAGAUGGCUUUGCAGGUGGAGACGCUGACGGUGCAGCUGCAGGGCGAGAGGACCCUGGCCCAGAAGGCGGAGGCGGCGCGGGAGCAGCUGGAGCGCCACAACAAGGACAUGAAGACGCGGCUGGAGGAGCUGGAGGGAACCGUCAGGGGCAAACACCGGCUCAGCGUCGCCGCCCUGGAGACCAAGAUCGAAUCCAUGGAGGAGCAGCUGGAACAGGAGCGACAGGAGCGCGCUAUUGCCAACAAGUUGGUGAGGAAGACGGAGAAGAAACUGAAGGAGGUGAUGAUGCAGGCCGAGGACGAGAGGAGGCACGCCGACCAGUACAGAGACCAGCUGGACAAGUCCAUGGUGCGCCUGAGGCAGCUGAAGCGUCAGCUGGAAGAAGUGGAGGAGGAGAACUCGCGCUCCAACGCGCAGAAGAGGAAGCUGCAGCGAGAGCUGGAGGAGCUGACGGAGAACAGCCAAAGCAGGAUGCGCGAGAUCACCACCCUGCGCAACCAGCUCAGCGUCCCCGAAUGGAGACCAGAGCAACGCACUCCGCUGCCGCUGACGAUGCGCGGACGGCGAGCUCUGGUGGACGAGUACUCGUUGGACAACUCGGAUUCGGAGGAGCCGCCCGCCUCGCCCACGCCCUCCCUGGGAACGCCCCGAACCCCGACCCCGUCCUCGGAGCACAGCCUGGACCCCAACCCGCCGCCCUACAGCGUCAACAACCUACACCAAUGAUGUAGCGCGCAUACACACGCAAACACACAGUUUAGGAUUAUAGUCGAUGAAGUGCUCAAGGAAGUUGCUUUUUUUCCCCCCCCCCCUUUCAACAAGUGCAAACAAAAGAGAUUUUACAGAUUUUUUUUUUUUUUACCUUCCAAUGCAACAUGUAACAUUUUGAAAUGACAUCAUUCAACUUUCGCAUUUGAAUGGGCUGCACAGCGUCGAGGUGUAGAACUAGACGACCCGUACACUGUAUCAUGGGUGGGCAACCUUUUUGCUAUCCGGGGCCAAAUUGAAAUUAUGAAGGGGGAAAAAAAAAAUCGACUGCAUUCCACCAAAUAGUAGCCGCCCUUCUAAUAAAAGCCUCCCUCACUUU
This is a messenger RNA of Hippocampus zosterae (dwarf seahorse), 6957 nucleotides long. It is a transcript of the gene myh14, whose product is annotated as myosin, heavy chain 14, non-muscle. The record is from RefSeq and is a predicted model, not a curated record. The coding region runs from base 417 to 6596 and encodes 2059 amino acids. The transcript is spliced from 45 exons. Gene Ontology annotation, molecular function: ATP binding; cytoskeletal motor activity; actin filament binding. Gene Ontology annotation, cellular component: myosin complex. NCBI's taxonomy places the organism in Eukaryota, Metazoa, Chordata, Actinopteri, Syngnathiformes, Syngnathidae.